AUGGCCUCGUCCGCCGCCUCGACCGUGACGAAGCCGUCAAAGCGCAAGGCCGCCUCCGCCAACGGCGCCGCCGCCGGCAAGCUCACCACCACGGAAGCCCAGCAGCAACCGACCCCGGAGACCAAGGAGCGCGACUUCUUCUGGACUUACACCGAAGAGCCGCACCGCACUCGCCGUCUGGCCAUCAUCAAGGCUCACCCCGAGGUCACCAAGCUAUGCGGCCCCGAGCCCCUGACGAAAUACGUCGUCGCCGGCGUCGUCGCCAUGCAGGUCUUCUGGGCCUGGUUCCUCCGCGACACCCCCUUCUGGUCCUGGAAGUUCUGGGCCGUCGGCUACGUCUUCGGCGCCACCGCCAACCAGAACCUCUUCCUCGCCAUCCACGAGAUCUCCCACAACCUCGCCUUCCGCUCCCCGCGCGCCAACCGCCUCUUCGCCAUCUUCGCGAACCUGCCCAUCGGCGUGCCGUAUAGCGCCUCUUUCAGGCCUUACCACCUCACCCACCACAAGUCCCUCGGCGUGGACGGCCUCGACACCGACCUCCCCACCGCCCUCGAAGCCGUCUUCUUCGACUCCAUCCUCGGCAAGGCCUUCUUCUGCACCUUCCAGAUCUUCUUCUACGCCGUCCGCCCCAUGACCGUCUACGCCAUCCCCCUGACCCCGCUGCACUACCUCAACAUCGCGGUCCAGCUGGCCUUCGACUACGCAAUCUACUCCCUCUGGGGCGGCCACGCCGUCCUCUACUUCCUCCUCUCCUCCUUCCUCGCCGGCUCCCUGCACCCGCUGGCCGGCCACUUCAUCGCCGAGCACUACGUCUACGAGACCGUCUCCCCCGCCCAGAAGGACCCGGCCAACGGCGUCCCCGUCCCCGAGACCUUCUCCUACUACGGGCCCCUGAACUUCCUGACCUACAACGUCGGCCUGCACAACGAGCACCACGACUUCCCCGCCGUCCCCUGGACCAAGCUCCACGCCCUGCGCGAGAUCGCCAGCGAGUUCUACGAGGACCUCCCCUACCACCGUAGCUGGACGUACGCCAUCUGGCGCUUCAUCUUUGACGAGCAGGUCGGAAUUACCUGCCGUGUCAAGAGGAAGCAGGGCGGACGCAUGGUUGGCGGCAACGCCAAGUGGACGCGCGAGGAGAUUGAGGCUUAG
Molecule: messenger RNA, 1152 nt
Organism: Colletotrichum karsti
Lineage: Eukaryota; Fungi; Ascomycota; Sordariomycetes; Glomerellales; Glomerellaceae
Product: fatty acid desaturase
Exons: 3
Coding region: 1-1152 (383 amino acids)
Biological process (GO): ceramide biosynthetic process
Cellular component (GO): membrane
Molecular function (GO): sphingolipid delta-4 desaturase activity
Source: RefSeq, a predicted model, not a curated record